Messenger RNA from Talaromyces atroroseus, 4245 nucleotides. RefSeq lists its product as hypothetical. NCBI's taxonomy places the organism in Eukaryota, Fungi, Ascomycota, Eurotiomycetes, Eurotiales, Trichocomaceae. The coding region runs from base 1 to 4245 and encodes 1414 amino acids. Gene Ontology annotation, cellular component: Ski complex. The transcript is spliced from 3 exons. Gene Ontology annotation, molecular function: protein binding. The record is from RefSeq and is a predicted model, not a curated record.
AUGUCCGCAAAGGCAGCCCUGAAGGCUGUCAAGGCAGCGCUAGACUCUAAGGAUUUUGAGCUGGCAGCUAACAAAGCGAAGCAAUUAAUCGAUCGGGAGCCUGCCAAUUAUCAUGCGCAUAUCUUUCUAGGACUGGCGCAGGAUAAGCUCGGUAAUGCUGACAGAGCUGAAUCAUCGUACGUUGCAGCAUCUCGCAUCAAAGACAAUGAAAAGACCGCAUGGCAGGGACUCGCAAGCCUGUACGAGAAACAGGGGAGUAAUAAACUAGACGCAUAUCGUGAAGUGACUUUAAAAUUAGGACAGAUCUUUGCAGAAGGUGACGAGCGAGACAAAUGCGUCGACGUUGUGGAGAAGUUCGUUAAAUUUGUCCGAGAGAACGGAAAUCGUGUACAACGGAAGCAAGCUUUACAUCUCCAACUUCCAACAUGUCCUCUAUAUCCGUCUUUGGAGGGAAGAGUCCCGCAUCCGGCGGAUACCUACUCGAGACUGAUAGAACUUACCGAGGCCGAGGAAAAGGAAUAUAUCAAUCGUGAAAUUGGCGAAAGGCGGACCCGCCUUGGUGCAAGAAUUGACCAGGUCACUGCAGAAGUCAAGCUUGAGGCACUUAGCAAUACAGAGCUGGACGAAUACUACAGGGGUCUGAUCGACUGGACUACCGACGAUGGGGUUAGGCAUCAAAGUGAGGAGCGACUGCUGCAGCGAGCAUAUGACUUGCUCCUAGUCCUUCCUCAAAACCAAAAAUCUGGACAACGGGAUAACGUGAUUCGCUCUGCACGAGAUAUGGUUAUAAUAAAACACCCGUUCAACCUGGCAUGGAGGAUUGAGCUUGAAUGGAAGGAUGUCGAAGACUUUGCUGACUGGGACCCUAUUCUCCUUCGUGAAUACACGGAAUUCUUCCCAGAAGAUGGCGUGAGCAAGGUGAUACAAGGUUUUUUGAAGAGCGAUCUUUCACCGUUCCCGUCCGAGACGGAGAUGCAGGAAUCUACUCAAACCGAAUCUAGUAGUGAGGAUGCAGAUAUGACUGUAGAAGACCGCUUGAUUCUCAUGUCCGAUGGCCUUGAACAAUCGCCAGAUUCCAUUAUAGCUCAUCGAGUUAUGGCCCAGCUGUACCUGAAUUUAGAGGAAUAUGCAAGUGCGGUCGAUGUUGCGCGAAAGGGCAUAUCAAUCAUCGAAGGUGCUACUCGGAAAACGGGUUUAAGCCUUGGUGGCACAAUCGAUUACGUGAAAAUUACCUUAGCAACGGCACUCAUUUCAUAUCAGGCACCUCGCAAUCAUCCCGAGGCGAAAGGUAUUUUUGAUAGCAUCUUGGAACGAAACCCGAGAAACACAAACUGUUUGCUAGGCAUCGGUUUGAUCCUACAAGAAGAUCACAAUUAUGAGGAAGCAUUCGAGUUUCUACGGCGGGCUCAGGAGCGCGAUCCAUCCAAUAUCAAAAUUCAAUCAGAGUUAGCUUGGUGCACGGCGCUCAACGGAGACCUUGAGACUGGCCUGGCAAUGCUACAAGCCGUGCUCACGGAAAUAGAAGACAGCAAAUCACAAAGUCGAGAGUUCAAGGCGGAGAUACUCUAUCGAAUCGGUCACUGCCAAUGGGAAUUAGAGCCAUCUAGCGCGUCGCGAAAGAAUCGCAAUGGGGCAUAUGCUAGCUUCCUAGCCUCAGUUCAGUCUGACCUGAAUUAUGCACCGGCGUAUACUAGGCUGGGGAUAUUCUAUGCUGACUAUAAGAAAGAUAAAGCUCGAGCAAGACGAUGCUUCCAUAAAGCUUUUGAGCUGUCCUCAUCAGAGAUCGAAGCUGCGGAACGGCUAGCAAAAUCUUUCGCUGAUAAACAGGAGUGGGAUCUGGUUGAAGCAGUUGCUCAGCGAGUGGUUGAUUCCGGAAAGGCAACUCCUGCACCGGGAUCUAAACGCAAGGGUCAUAGUUGGCCAUACGCAGCAUUGGGGAUUGUGCAACUGAAUAAGCAACAGUACACCAAAAGCAUCGCAUCUUAUCAGGCAGCUUUACGUAUAUCUCCGAAAGAUUACCAUUCAUGGGUCGGUCUUGGUGAAAGCUAUCAUAAUUCCGGCAGGUAUAUUGCUGCCACCAAAGCUUUUGAGAAUGCCGAGGCAUUAGAGAACAAUCUUUCUAAGAAUGAUAAUGGCAAUGUUUGGUUUUCGAAAUACAUGCUUGCCAAUGUCAAGAGAGAAUUGGGAGAAUAUGAAGAUGCAAUCAGAAGAUAUGAGGAUGUUCUCGCCAUUCGCACUAAAGAAUUCGGAGUGGUGAUUGCACUUUUACAAACAUUAACGGAAAGUUCGUGGAAGAAUCUCGAACUAGGUUUAUUCAAUGAUGCAGCGAAGUCUGCACGAAAAGCUUUGGAUAUAUCCGGUUCAAUGGCGAAGGAGACGCCAAAUGUAUUCAAUUUGUGGAAAGCGGUCGGUGACGCUUGCGCCAUUUUCUCUUACAUCAAAGCAAAAUCAGGACAUGUCUCUGCCUUAGAACUACGCUCCCUCCUAAUCACCGAAGGAAUAGACGGCGCGUAUGAUCUACUUACCGACACGGAUGACGUGGGGAAAGAUCAUGCGCUAUUUGAGAUUUCCAAGGAACGUCAAGCACCCUUAUCCGACGCAUGCAUAUACGCCUCUAUCCUGGCGUACAAACGAGCGGUGUAUGUGUCUGCACACGAUAUUCAUGGUCAAGCCGUCUCUUGGUACAAUUUAGGAUGGGCCGAGUACAGAGCUUACAGAUGUAUUGAGGGUGGAAAUGACAUUAAAAAGGAGAAGCGGCAAACGAAGAAAUUCCUCAAAGCAGCCAUCCGAUGCUUCAAACAAGCCAUUGAGUUGGAGGCAGGGAACUCUGAAUUCUGGAACUCACUGGGAGUGGUAACAUCUUCGCUCAGUCCGAAAGUUGCUCAGCAUGCGUUCGUACGCAGUCUACAUCUGAAUGACCGUAGUGCGCAGAACUGGACGAAUCUCGGGGCUUUUUAUCUGAUCAAUAAUGAUCUUCAAUUAGCAAAUGAGGCUUUUACUCGUGGACAAUCUGCCGACCCUGACUAUGCUCCAGCGUGGCUGGGUCAAGGUGUUCUUGCCCUUCUCUUUGGGGACCCAUCAGAAGCAAGAGCUUUAUUCAGACACGCAUUUGAAAUUUCUACAUCAUCGUCAACAAUAACCAAGAAGCAAUACACGCUAAGCCUAUUUGAUUGUCUUCUUGAAGACGCUUCGAUAUCCAACGAAUUAUCGCACUUGAUUCAGCCUUUCUUUGCACUCCAGCAAUUGCACUUUCAAGAACCAUCCGCGCUCUCAUUUGAGCAUCUUUCCGCCUUGUUUGCAGAGAGAACAGGCGAGUUUUCGCAGGCCGAGUCUGCUCUUGACGUUGUUUGCGCUGGGGUAGAAGCUGAAUACGAAAUAUCUGAGUCGUCAUCAUCCCUGAUACGGUUUGCACUUUCAAAUUCGGACAUUGCCCGUGUACAUUUUGCCAAUCACGAAUACGAAAAAGCUGCCGAGAAGGCUGAAACGGCACUGAGCUUGUCUGGAGAGGAUGACCUAAUGACACUUGAACCAGAGCUUGUUACAAGGCUUCGCUUAUCAGCACAUCUCACCGCUGGUCUGGCUUAUUACUACUUAAAAUCAAUGGAUCAGGCCAUCGAUAUGUUCCGUGAUGCUCUCGAAGAGGCAGAAAAUGACCCUCAUGUAGUCUGUCUUCUUGCACAAGUACUGUGGGCGAAGGGCGGGGAAGAGGAACGAAACGUAGCUCGUGAGCAAUUAUUCGACUGUAUCGAAAAGCAUCCGGACCACGUCGCUGCUGUCACUCUACUGGGAGCGAUUGCACUCUUAGAUGGGGACCAGGAUGCUAUUGAAGCGGUUCAUGCCGACCUCGAAAUAAUGAGAACUAGAGAUGAUAUUGAGAUUCACGAUCGUACACGAGUCAUCAAGCUGCUCUCCGCGAUCUCCGCGAUGGGAUUUAGCGCAGAGAGCGACAUUCCGGAGGCAGAAAGACUAACUGUGGAGGCAUCCAAGGCUGUUAUGCUUGCGCCUGGACAACCGCAAGGCUGGAUGGAGCUUACUGCUGCUACAGGAGAAUUGCAUACCGCCACAAUGGCUGUGAAGACUGCCCUUCGAAACGUUCCUCCUCAAGGUGGAUUAAACGCUGCUGACCUGUGCCAAGCUUAUGUCCAGACAGGUACCAUUGGAGAUUCACUGCGAGCUAUUAUGAUUGCCCCCUGGAAAGCUGAGGGAUGGGAAGGUCUCGACGGGAGUCUGUCGGAUACUGCAUGA